UUCCAAUCAGGAACACAGAAAGUCGGGCUCGUCUGUUGUAGUCACCUAACAGGCACUUCAUGAUGUUGGCGCUGUCAGCUGUUUUUGUUUGUUUUGAGCUGUUUUGGUUGAAGUGUUGGUCACUUAGCUAGAAAUCUAUUGUUUUUUUUGUAUUCUGGUACACGUAUUUUGAUAACAGAGUUGGGACCCCUUCGUGGGGGAUUCCAAGGAAAACGUAUCCUUAAAUUGAUUGUGGCUGUGGACGGUAUAAAUACAACGCGAUGGAACCAGGGGGACAUCAUUUGGAGGGAGCCCGGGUUUCGGAUCGGCUCAUCUCUGCUUCUUUUAAUCAAGACUGCACGUCAGUUGCUGUUGGCACCGAGUCAGGCUACAUUCUGUUUUCUUUGUCUUCUGUUGAGAAGUUAGACCGGAUACACGAAUGCAGUGACAUUCCAGAGGUUUACAUUGUAGAACGUCUCUUCUCCAGUAGUCUGGUUGUUGUCGUCAGCCUACAGAUGCCUCGGCGAAUGAACGUCUACCAUUUCAAGAAGGGAACAGAGAUCUGUAAUUACAGUUACUCUAGUAAUAUUUUGUCUGUCCGUCUUAAUCGUCAGAGGCUUAUAGUGUGCUUGGAGGGAGCCAUCUAUAUCCAUAACAUUAAGGACAUGAAGCUACUAAAAACUAUUUCUGAUACUCCUUCAAAUCCCACAGGACUUUGUGCACUUUCAAUCAAUCAUUCCAAUUCAUAUUUAGCAUAUCCUGGCAGCUCAAGCAUUGGGGAAAUUCUGGUUUAUGAUGCAAAUAAUUUGAACAUAGUAACAAUGAUUCCAGCUCAUGACAGCCCUCUUGCUGCUAUGGCAUUCAACUCCACAGGAUGCAAGCUGGCAAGUGCCUCAGAAAAGGGCACUGUUAUCCGAGUGUUUUCUGUUCCGGAAGGGGAGAGACUCUGUGAAUUUAGGAGAGGCAUGAAGAGGUAUGUCAACAUCAGUUGCCUAACUUUCAGCAUGGACUCCAGGUUUCUCUCCGCAUCUAGUAACACAGAGACAGUACAUAUCUUUAAACUGGAACAACUUAGCCAAUGCAGUCCUGAAGAGUCUCCUUCUUGGAGUGGAUAUAUGGGGAAAAUGUUUAUGGCAGCCAGUAACUACCUCCCAACUCAGGUGUCCGAUAUAAUGAACCAGGACCGGGCUUUUGCAACUGUACGUCUGAAUUUCUCUGGACAAAGGAACGUCUGCAUGUUGGCUGUGAUUCAAAAGUUGCCAAGAUUGUUGGUUGCAUCCUCCGAAGGAUACCUGUACAUAUAUAAUCUGGAUCCUCAGGAUGGAGGGGAGUGUGUUUUAAUAAAGAAACACAGGUUGUUUGCCACUGACAAGUUGGAUGAGAGGAGAGAUUCUAACUUCAGCUAUGGGGAAACCCCAACAUAUGCAGCAACUGUGGCUAGAAAAAGCAUAGUGCCUUCAACUUCAACAGUGCCAGGUUACUCAGAAGAUGGAGGUGCACGGAAAGGAGAGAUUAUACCAGAACAUGAAUUUGCAGUUGGACCUGUACGUCUGGAUGAUGAGAAUGAGUUUCCACCUGUAAGCAUCCUGAAUAACUAAAACUGAAACUCAAGCACUUGCAAAUGGACCAAAUGACAAUCCUGCCAUGGCUGUGUGGCUGUACUUUACAGUUCUUGAAACAACUUUUUUCAUGGGGUACCAUUCUCAUCAUAGUGGAAUAACUACAGCAUAGCCUGAGAGCAGUUUUUAUUUGCAGAUUCUAUUUUUACAUUUACCAGAACUUUCCAGAUCAGAAGACUGCAUGCUGUGAAAGUUUAAUUUUUAUUGUCCAUGCAUUACUCUGAACAGAUCUACAGCAGUCUUCCAGAAGAUUUCAUCAUUAACUCUGAAGUGCUGUUUAAGCUGUCCCCCCUUUUGCCACAAAAUAUUAUAGCUUUAGUUUUUUUUAGUGAACUUUCGAGCUGUUAAAAAUUCUACAGUAUGAUAUCCCCUGCCUUUUCUCUUCAGUUUAGUGUAGCUUCAGAUGUAUACUUCUUCAUGGUACAUAAGUGUCCUCUUCAUGCUUUCUGUUGAGAUAGGUUGUGCUUGUGUUAUUCAUGCUUUUUAGCAGGUAGACUAUAACCAGAACAUACUGGUUGUGAAAUGGAACUGACAUAUUUUGUUUACAAUCUGAUUGUGGAAUUGCAGUGUGGAGAAAAUGCUAACUCCUAGGGCAAGCAGGAAAAUGUGCUAUAUUGUGAAAUAACUUUAUUGCUGAAAAGGUAUUAGUCAUUUAUAGCCAGUGGGAUUUUUGUUGUAAACAAGGCUAAGCUGUGCUUUUAUGGAAGUAGAACAGUGUUUCCUUUUUUAACAGUAAUUGAUGAUUGGCUGUGGGCAGUGAUGGUUAAACCUAUUACUACGUAUACACAGCAGUGGGAGUGGAGCAUUGCUAAUAUGCAAUUCCAUUAUUUAGAAAAAUUUAGCUUCUAAAGAGAGGCAUUUUAACUCUGAUCUUUUUCUAGUAGUGUCUUUAUCACCUUCUGUAGCUGGGGAUUGCUUUCUGAUGAACUGAUGUACAUGAUAUGCCACAUAUGCGUUCAGCUCAAUGCAGUUAGCCCCACAUUUUAAUUUUUUAGGAACCUGAGGUGCACAUGCAUUCUACAGAUCACGUCAGCAUGCUUGCACACUCCUGUUGUCCUAGUUCUUGAACAUUUUGUAACUUGGCUUUUGUUCUUUGUUGUAUUGGACUUUGGAAGGGUGAAAGUUUAGUAAACAGAGUGAAAGUUUGUUUUCCACGCUAUCAUUUUAUGUAUUUGCUUUCUGGGGAACAUGACAGUUGUAGCUUUUGGUUUUAACAGCAACAGUCAGCUAGACUUGCUGCUGCGAGUGAUGCUGGUCUUGCAACAGGCAUGCUGAUUUUUUUUCUCCAUUCAGCAUGCAUGUUGUGAUAGCUAACAUUCAUCAUAUAAACUGCUUCGUGCAUAGCCCUUUAAAUGCUGGAGUUUUCCUGCAAACAGCCAUGUGUUGCUGUUAUGCUCCAAAUUUCACAGGAUAAGAAGUUUUAUAAACUACAAAAGCAGUGUUAGUAAAAUAAUUUUUUCUGAGCCAGUGAUCUGCACAACAGAUUUGCAGAUCUAUAGACACCUAUUUAUAAACUUUGCAUAAAAGUUCAAGUGUAUGAGAUUUGUUUUUGAUUUUUUUUUUUAUUUUCAGUUCGUCUUUAACUUGACUAUACUUGGAAGAGAUAGACUCAUUGCUCUUCUUUGUAGACUUGAAGGUAAAAGCAACUCUUGGUUUCCAUCAGUUAAGUAUGGCUACUGUUGUUUUACCAGGAAACUGUGUAACUUGAAAUACUUGUUCUGCAAAGGUAGAUUUGUAUAGCAUGUUAGUUUUUACCCCACCUACCUCCAUUAUUACCUGAGGACCUGCUGGCCAGUGGCCUGUUUUGUUUCUUCUACUCUGCCCUCACGAGUCCAUUCCUUUGUGCUACUCUGACCACUAAAGGAUGUAAAUUUGUGUAUGUGUGUAUAUGCAUGCAUGUAUUCGUGGAAAGGGCAUUGACUUCAAAUUGCUACUGCUAGUGAAUUCUCUGUUGUCCUCCAUUCUCUCAUAAAUAUUGUGGUCUGAAAAGAAGUAUCCAUCCACAUAUGAAUACAACACCCCUUUCAGUAGCAUGGUCCUCUGCACCAAAUUUCUAACUUGUCUUGGGAGGACAUCUGCUGUAGUGGCUCUUGUCUCUUCCUUGCACUGUAAAGGCAACAGUGAAGUAGCCAUUCAUGUACAUCCCCCACCAAACCCUCCUAAGCUAUGGGCUGUUGUUCACAUUCAGAUCACUACUAGCUUGGUAGGACACCCUCCCUAGUGCCAGAGGGCUAACGUGAACUUUUUGAUGCAGUUAAUUGCUUUGUCACUACACUUCUUUAAGUCCAAAAACUCAAAAGUCCAAAAAUCAACUUCACAAACUGAAAAUGCUUAGUAGCAACUGGAAACGGGUGUAAAAUCCUUUUGUUUAUUACAUAUCUUUGACCAUCUGGGCAUCAGCAAAAAGUAGUAGCAGUUUGACAACUGAAGCAGAAAGUGUUCUAGACCCUUUGAAAUUCUAAAUCUUUAUUUGCAGCAGAAUCUGAUGUUAUUGUAGCCUACAUAGUUACACAAUAAAGUAAUACUCGACAUG
Molecule: messenger RNA, 4131 nt
Organism: Protopterus annectens (West African lungfish)
Lineage: Eukaryota; Metazoa; Chordata; Ceratodontiformes; Protopteridae
Gene: WIPI1
Product: WD repeat domain, phosphoinositide interacting 1
Exons: 12
Coding region: 261-1577 (438 amino acids)
Biological process (GO): nucleophagy; protein localization to phagophore assembly site; protein lipidation
Cellular component (GO): phagophore assembly site membrane; cytosol; extrinsic component of membrane
Molecular function (GO): protein binding; phosphatidylinositol-3,5-bisphosphate binding; phosphatidylinositol-3-phosphate binding
Source: RefSeq, a predicted model, not a curated record